AUGUCUGUGAUCGGCGUCUUCACCAAGGGGCGGGCAACGGGGCACCCUUCGGUGGUGUCGGUGCUGCGCUACAUCCCGCGCGCGCGCGUGCCGUGGCAGCCGAGCCGCUUCGGUCGCGAGAACCUCGCUGACGACGACAUGGCGCAGCUCUGGGGCACGGGUCGCUACCGCACCGGGCCUGGUAACUACAACAGCGGCUACAGCACCAAGAAGACACACACGCUAGAGGACAACACCAUCAGCAUAAUCCCGAAGCAUGAGCUGGAGAAGUUCAUGCCGGAUAUCUCGCUAGGGUCGAAAGCGCUCGUGACGCCGGUCUCGUUGAUGAACGCCCGUAACGGCCACCGCGUCACCCACGACCUCAUCCACUCCUACGACCCGUACAUUGGCCGGCUGCAGAGACCCGCGGUGGUGGACCACGACAACGUUACUGUGGAAGACCCGAACCGUGUCGGCCUUAAUGCCGCCACACUGGACUGCCGCGCCCGCAUCUACCGCUGGCUCCGUCGCGGCCCGUUCUUUCAGGAGGACAACUACUUCCGACGCUCGACAAAGCUGCAGCGCAACGGCCCAGUUCCGGUCUCCGUGCACGAAGUUCCGCUAAUGAAACGAAUUAUCCGCCUCGCCCGGGGGGGUCAUCUGAAGGCGGCGUGCGAGGAAUACCGGCGCGUGACGUCGGUGCCGCCGGUGGAUGUGUAUCGCGCGCUGACGGCUGCUUGCAUCCCUGGCGCCAAGCUGGCGGAUGCGAUUGCCAUCUUUGAAGAUGGCAACUCGCGGCUCUUUUACGUCGCGCGAGAUGGAGAAGUGCUGCAUAACGUGCUGCGCUGCGCCAUCCGCGCAAAGCACCGCGUGCGGGUGAUGUGGGUGUACAACGUCAUGGUGGGCCGCCGCUACGAGAACGUCAUUGUAAGGGCAGAGGUAGACGUGAUCUGGCGCUACCGCAUCGCGAGUUUGGCGCUGGAGUACCUGCUGGACAACAACGCCGGCGAGGAGGCGCGCGUCGUGUACGACUACCUCGUCGAGAACAAGUUGGUGGACUGUGACCUGCACGUGCGACUCGGCCACGUCAUACAGCAAGCGCUCAAGGAGGGGAAGACAGUGCACGUGCAGCAGGAUGCCCUCGACGGUAUGGCGUUAUCGCGGAAUGUGGUGGCUGUAGCGCCGCAGGUGGCCGUCGCGCUAUACGCACGGUAUCUGGAGAACAUGAAGGAGGGCGCGGCCUGGACGGACGCGCGCGGCUUACCGCUGACAGACCCAACCAAGACAGACGCGGACACCAAUGGCGCUGCAGCGGUCGCAUGGAUGAAGGCGGCUUUCCCAGAUAUCGAUCCCGCCGCGGUGCUGCGCCUCGCUCGCUUCCGGCGCAGCUCGAAGGAUCUCAUGGCGAAAGACAGGUCCGUCUACGUGCAGCGUGCGGCACAGUGGGUGGAACUGCUCAGCUCGGCACACCAGGCCCGCGAGGAGGUCCCACUUACGUACCUACGUAAGUCACGCCCAUCGAUUACCAACCCGAACGUGCGAGUGGCGUGGCUGCCGGAGCGGCAGCGCGCGCACGCGCUGCUCGCCAGCGAUGAAGGUUUCAAGUUUGCCUACAGCGGGCCGCAGACCCGCUUUGUGGAGGAAACGUUUGCGUACGCCGAGAACACGCUGCAGAGUCGCUACCUUGCGCAGCAGCCCGUUCACACGGAAGUGACAGCGAGCGUGGCCCUGGGUGCAGCGGCGCUUGCGGUUGACAGUAGCAGCGGCAGCGCAGCACCUCACAUUCCGGGGUCACCGGCAGUAUCCCGAAUCCUACACACCUCUGUCCUCGUUGAUGGGUCGCUAAGCGGCAGCAGCGGUAGCGGUAUUGCGGCGCUGCGUUCUGGAGGCAGCGAGUCUGUCAAGGCAACGGCGAGCCCUACAGCGGGCAUCAGCGGUCGACCGUCGUCAACGAACGGUAGGGCUGACUUGGACGACGCACACUUCUAG
Leishmania braziliensis MHOM/BR/75/M2904 is the source of this 1968-nucleotide messenger RNA. RefSeq lists its product as hypothetical. The coding region runs from base 1 to 1968 and encodes 655 amino acids. NCBI's taxonomy places the organism in Eukaryota, Euglenozoa, Kinetoplastea, Trypanosomatida, Trypanosomatidae. The transcript has a single exon. The record is from RefSeq and is a predicted model, not a curated record.